Messenger RNA from Bursaphelenchus okinawaensis, 2118 nucleotides. The record is from the annotation of a GenBank genome assembly. NCBI's taxonomy places the organism in Eukaryota, Metazoa, Nematoda, Chromadorea, Rhabditida, Aphelenchoididae.
AUGGCUAAACAUGUGCCUAAAGGCAAGACUACUCAAAAGACGGCCGUUGAAGCGACUCAUCUGUUGACGGACGAGUUGACUAAUGGAGAUGAAGAUGAAGCGUCUCCGUUUAUGCUUGUAGAAAGAUUGGAGGUAUGUUUUUGAUAUUCGUUUUUGUGUUUUUAGGUAGAUUAUAGAUGGAAGAAGCUGUUAUUAUGGUUUAUAUAGAUCUUUUAGUUGUGUUUACAUGGAUUUGUAAAGGUUUACAUGAAAAUUUCAGCAAUAUGGGAUUCAAGCGACAGAUUUGAGAAAACUGAGAGAAAGUGGCUUCCAUACGGUUGAAAGUGUAGUCUAUGCUCCAAAGAAGGAUCUUCUGAAUGUUAAGGGAAUUAGUGAACAGAAGGCCGAAAAGAUAUUUGUAAGUUUUGGCUUGAAAAAUUCUAUAGUAGUUGAUAUGUAGUCUAAAACAAUAUUUUUUUUAUUUCUUAAGUUUUUUGAUAUGGACGUAUUUUUUGCUUUUACAUAAAGUAUGUAAAAGUAUUUUUGAUUUAGAAAUUAUAAAAAGUGAUUUAUUAUAGCUGUAAAGUGUUUGGAUUGAUUUCUUUUGAAUAUUAUACUUGAUUUCUAUAUUAUUGUAUAAAACUUUUUGGCUAUGACCGUUUGAUAUCUUAUUUUGUAUAUACUCAUGUGUUAUAACAUAAUAUGUAGACUGAGGCAGCUAAGUUAGUUCCUAUGGGAUUUACCACCGCUUCUGAUGUUCAUUCUAAGCGAUCAGAGAUUAUUCAGAUUGAGACGGGGAGUCGCGAACUGAAUCGUCUUCUCGGUGGUGGCAUUGAGACAGGAUCUAUCACUGAGGUAUGUUAUUUACGUUAAUAUAUAUGGAACUGUAGUUUUAUAUUAUAUCUGGUACUAAAGAUUUAUGUUUUAUGUGUUAUAUUAUAUUGUUUUAGUUGUUGUACUUUUUUUUGAGUGUAAUAGGUUAAAUCUUGUAAUUUUUAUCUAAAAACAGUUUUACUUGCUGUCAUGUGCUCUAAAACCUUAUUUUAGGUCUUUGGUGAGUUCAGAACAGGAAAGUCACAGUUAUGUCACUCGUUGGCAGUGAUUUGUCAGUUACCUGUUGAUAUGGGUGGAGCUGAAGGAAAAUGCUUGUGGAUUGACACGGAAGGAACUUUUCGACCAGAAAGAUUGUUGGCUAUUGCUAAUCGGUAUGCUUUUACUUUCUUUGUUGUAUUUUACGUUUAGGCGGCUUUUCUAACACGAUAUGAUAUUGUUCAUGUAUAUCAGUGUUCAUUUGGAGGUAUUUUAAGUUUUACUUGGAAACGAUGGUGACUUUAGAGUUAUUUUUUCUUGAAAUUAUAAGGUCAAGUUUUUAGGUACAAGCUAUCACCAAAAGACGUCUUGGACAAUGUAGCUUAUGCUAGAUGCCAUAACACGGAUCAUCAGAUGCAGUUGUUGGUGCAGGCCGCCGCAAUGAUGUCUGAGUCACGGUAAUAUACUUUAAUGUUAUUUUAUGGUAGUAUGUCUGCCAUUUUCUAUUUUUUGAUUAAAGGCCAUGUCUAAGAAUACUUUUUUUCUAGUAUAAUUAAGGUAUAAGAUAGGUGUUGUAAAAUGUUUAGGUAUAACAUAUGAAGUUUUUUUUUCAGAUAUGCUUUACUGAUUGUGGACAGUGUUAUGGCUUUGUAUCGUACGGACUACUCUGGCAGAGGAGAGUUGGCCGCGAGACAAAUGCAUUUGGCCAAGUUUUUGAGAGGUUUAAUGAAGCUGGCUGAUGAGGUAGGUUUAUAUGUUUAAAAAACGUUAUAUUGAUGGUAAAGCAGCUUAAAAUUUAAUAAAAUUUAUUUUUUUUUGAAAAAGUUAUAAAACGGUCUAUUUUUUACAAUAUUAUUGUAGUUUGGCGUAGCCGUGGUGAUCACAAACCAAGUAGUAGCUCAAGUUGACAUGGCUGGAGGCAUGUUUCAAGCUGAUCCCAAGAAGCCGAUUGGUGGUAAUAUUAUGGCUCACAGCUCGACUACUCGUCUCUACCUGAGAAAGGGUAAAGGACCCAACAGAAUUUGCAAAAUCUACGACUCACCGUGCCUUCCAGAAUCGGAAUGCACUUUCUCUAUCACUGCUACUGGAAUCGACGAUCCUCAGGAAUAG